This is a messenger RNA of Chanos chanos (milkfish), 6159 nucleotides long. RefSeq names its product pleckstrin homology domain containing, family G (with RhoGef domain) member 4 (gene plekhg4). The transcript has 24 exons. Bases 82 to 6159 code for a protein of 2025 amino acids. The record is from RefSeq and is a predicted model, not a curated record. Lineage: Eukaryota; Metazoa; Chordata; Actinopteri; Gonorynchiformes; Chanidae. Gene Ontology annotation, molecular function: guanyl-nucleotide exchange factor activity.
CCGAGUGAUACAGAGACAUGUAGGAACUCGGGAACAUGAACGAACUGAGGAAAAGUUUACCCUGCAUGGACUCCUCACGAUAUGGACUCUGAAUCUCUGGACAACUGUAUCCAGAGCACGCUGUCAGCGCUUUACCCCCCUUUUGAGGCGACCGCUGCCACCGUGCUCUGCCAGGUGUUCGACGUCGUCGAGACGACAUACCGUGGAGACGGACUCAAAUACCUCAUCGACUUCUUGGUCCCCGCAAAACACAUCCUUCAGAGUAUCCAGCAGGAUGCUUGCUUCCCGUACUGUGGCUACCUAUUCCGUCACGAGGGUUGGCCACUGUGUGUCCAUGAGAAGGUCAUAAUCCAGCUGUCCGCACUGGACAAGCGUGUCCUGCAGCCUGGAGACUUCUACCUGCAGGUGGCGCCGACACCGAAGAGCCCACCGCGUAUCAUCGUCAAAUGCCUGGCAUUGAACGGCCAGUAUGUUGAAGAACUGGAAGUGCCAGAGCUAGCCUACACUUCUAUCUUCACUAUGGCCUGGCUAGACUCGAUCAACCGAGAACGUGGAGGCGCCUCCGCGUUGGAGCACUGCCUCCUGUCCACGGACAGCAACAUCUUCCGAGUGCCCUGGGAGGACGUGGUGCACCCGGAGUUCAUCAGCAGGCCCAAAGCCAUCACGCCUGGAAUUGGGACUAUUGGGACUAUGAAUGGGGAUGGGGAGGGAGAAGAGAGAGACUCUGAAACAGAGGAGAAUGACAGUCCUCCAGAGCCCACUGAUCAGGGGCUUUUGAUUGACACUUCGACAGUCCAGUUAGGGGAGGCUGAGGAUAAUAACAAAGGGGUUAAGGUUCUCCCUGCUCUAGAACAGUCCAAUAAGGAUACCAGUGGGAGGAGCUCAAGCAGCGCUGAUGCUGAGGACUCAGAGGGCGAGUAUGUGGAGCUAGCGGAGAUCACAUUGCCACGCUUUUCUCCACAAAAAGGCUCUCUGACACAGUCUAUAAGCAUGAACUACAGGAACCUACACAAACCACGAACUUCCGGGCUUACUCAGCCGAAACCCGUAUCCACCGAAGGUCCCCUGAAAGGCAGCGCCUGCUCCCAGACCAUGGUGUGCAACAUGCUAAUCCAAGAAAGUCUGAAUGACCCCUUUCAGCCUGUGAUUUUAACCCCCACUUCCCCAACAGAGACAAAGGGCCAACAGCUGCCAUCAGACCGGACAGAGCCCACCUGUUUGGAAGGUACAGCUUCCUCUGACAGUGUGUCGCAUGUGUCUGAGAGAGCGUGUGUGUCUGAUGCUGAGGCUCCAGUACCAUCUGAUUCGAACAACACUAGCAGUGUGUCGCAGACAGACGUUGAGGGGUUGAAAGAUUUCCCUCAGACUCCUGUAGCUAACAUGUCAGUGACAGAGGAGUCCGACCAGGUUUCGGCAGGGGAGAUGGAGUCUAUGAUAGACGAGUCUGAAAAAUGCUCGCAGAUCAACGUUGAAUCUGAACUUAAAGGUGAGGUCAGAGUUGAGGCAGAGUGCAGCCUUGCAGGUUGUCUUGAUAAGGUGGACCAGAAUCCACCGUCUGACACUGAGCACGUAGCUAUGACCGAGUCUCCGCGGGAACAAACAGGCAUGCAGUCAGAGAGCACCGAAGGUCAGACCCAGCCACACACCACGACUGAGCAGGUUAAUCCUCUUGUCCCGUCAGAAUGUUUGACUUUGACCAGUGAAAACAGCCCCAGCGACAGCGGUGAGGAACGUAGACUGGGCUCAGGGGCCCUGCAGACGGAGCAGGUAGACUAUGCCUCUGUCUCCCAGGCCCCUGCAGAGGGUCAGGUUACAGCUAACCAGCAGGGUCUGUCAGAGGCCAUGCCCAUAAAGACAUUAGUGACAGUUCAGGAGGAGGGACCUUCAACUCUGAGUACAGCAGUUAUGUUUGAGAAGGCAGAAAGCAAGGAGACAGAUUCAGAGGUCCAAAAGACAGAAAGAAAAACAGAAGAAGGAGAGGUGGAGGGGAAGAAAGAUGUGGAAGAAAAGUUAGAUGAAGGGCAGGUGGAACAGAAUGUGAGUGUGAAUUCGGGGUCGAAGAGCGAGGUUGUAGAGCCAGGCUGUCUCGUAAACGAUGGGCAGGUAUGCGUAGGUGCCAGCCAACACAACACCAGCACAGAUUCAACAAGCUCUCAAAGCGUAGACGUUAUCCGGGACCAGGACAGGGUGAUUCCAAAUGGACACACAAACUCAGAACACCCAGGCACACAGAAUCGAAACACACACGCAGAGGGAGAGGACGUUCCAAACGCCACUGGUGGAACACAGGAGAGAACAGAGGAUGAGAAAGAGGAGGAGAGCAAGAGGCUAAAGGAGAAAAGCUCUGAGUCUGAGGUCAUGCUCCAUGUUAAUGGUUCCUCAGAGCACCCAGAUCAACCAGCAGUCGUGGAGCUACAGCAACAGCAACGACAAGAUCGGCGUCACGCAUCGGUCUCCUCUGCAACGAGACAGCUUGACCCUCAGGUGUCCAUGUCUCUGAAGAGCCAACCUGUCUUCAGCCAAGUCCACAACGUCAACGCAGAAGUGCUAAGAUCAGGAGUGCUCUGUCUGCCAGGCACGAGAGAUAAAUCUGGGCAUGCGCUGGUAACCGUGACAACGAGACACACGAUUUGGUUGAACCCGAGCUGCAACAGUGGCGAGCUAGUGCGUAUUAUGGUCUACUUCUGCACCAUACUCAGGAAGGAUGUUCGCGCUCUGGGUUUGACUGUUCUGGUCGACGCCCGCAGGUGUUCACCUGUUCCUGCCCUCUUUAAAGCAUUUAAUGUCCUCCAGGACACCAUGCCUGGCUGCAUUCACACUGUACUGCUGUUGGCCGAUAGAGAUCUGGCUUUACGCUUGGAUAAGCCAUCCUCCAUCCAGGUGGAACUGCUGACGUCUUUGAAGUCUCUACACAAACAUGUGGAUAUCUCCCAGCUCCCCGCAGAAUUUGAUGGAACCUUCCCUUUCUCACACAUCAGCUGGAUCGGCUUCCGAACGAGAGUGGAGCAGCUGACCAGUAACUGUCAAGAUGCCAUCAAUCUCCUCCAGAGCACCAUCAGCAGUCUGGAGUCCACUGUACUGCCUCCCACGGCAGAGGAGGCUCAGGCGAUGCUGGGUAAGUACAGGGACCUAAUGUGCAGCGUGCUGGAGGACAGCCGAUUGGUCCGUCUGCAGUUAGAGGGAGGGGCCGCUCUCUCCCGACUACGCAAGGAGGAGACCUGUGUCAGCCUCACAGAGGACUACAGAGAUGCUGUGGAGAAUGUGGGAAGGCUGUAUAACCAGGUGGAUGAGCUGGUACACAAGCUGGUGAAGCUGUCCAAUAAAUGCACCCAGGAACUGGAGUUUAUCAUGGAGUUUAAAAGCCUGGAGGAAGGCUUCAGAGAGGUAAGCCAGUGGAUCGAUGAGGUGGGAGAGAACCGUCUGCAGACUCUGAGUGAGCUGGAGGAUUCCUUGGAGCAGUUGCAUAAGAAACAGGCUCUUUUCAGAGACUUCUACUCCGCUGCUUACGAGCACUGUAAAGGUGGAGAGGCUUUGCUGAAGCGGUUGGAGCGGUGGGAGGACGUGUCCUCAGCGGAGCUGCAGGUCUAUGAGGUGAAAGUACGUUCUUUCUGGGUUCAUCUCCACGACUUUUCCCAGAGGGUGGAGGACACCAAGGACAAAAUCGACAAAACCGUCAGACUCUACGAGUUUUUUGACAAGGCAUAUGAGUGGGCCCUGGAGGGCAUGCGCCACCUGGCCUGUAUCAGCAUGGAGGACUGCACCCUGCCCGAAAAAUGCCAGGGGGUUAUCACCUGCCUGGAGAACUACCACAGCCAGCACACACCCAUCCCCGACGCCCGGUUCCAGGAGAUGAAGGACCUCGCCGGGGAGCUGAAGAGCGAACAGGGCCUGAAGCAGUGGAAGUUCGCCUGGUCCAAGUGCCAGGAGACCAAGCAGAUGUUUGAGAAGAAGCUGGAAGCAGCUCUGAGGACUCGGCGCUCCCUGCCUGCCGAGAGUGACCCGAAAGCAGGCAGCGGUGGUGGCGUUGACCCCGGAGCGCCCAGGAGACACUCUGACGGCAAACCUCAGGAGCGCAGCGGCAGCGUCUCAUUCUCCUGUAGGAAGGCCUUCGGCGGAGGUUGGGCCCGGGAACGGCUCUCCUCCCGGUCCAGCUCCGCGUCAACUCCCUGCAGCCCCGCGGGCCCCAGGCUGGACGGCCGAGACUGUUCCCCAAAGACCCCCCCCACGGGAAGCCCUUACGGCAUCGAACACCGAAUCCCUCACACCCCUCUCGGCUCCCAUCGGCUGACCCGCAGCACCUCCUCCGAGGAGCCUCCGCAUCAUCAGGGCGCCUCCGCGUGUUCUCUCAGCCCCGGAACGGGCGCUCUAGAGCCGGGGCGCAGGGUUCUGCGGAAAACCCAGAGCUUUGACUGCCCCGCCAGCGACCCGGGCUCACGGUACAGCACCUGCCAACGGACUCUGAGCGAACCCGCGCGCCGGGGGAACACGGGCGUUUUCAUUAAAGGUCUGGAGGUCAGCAGCACGGAGGUGGCAGACCGGCCCUACAGCCCGCGACUGGCCACGCAUGGCUGGACUGCCUCGGACUGCGUCCGGAGUAACAGCCCCACUCCAGAACCACGGGCCAAGGGCAGUAAGCUGCGUCACAUCGUGGACGAGAUGGUGACCACGGAGCGCGAGUACGUUCGUUCGUUACGGUACAUUAUCGAUCACUACUUCCCCGAGAUGGAGAGGCCGGAUCUGCCGCAGGACCUGAGGGGGAAACGCAGCGUCAUUUUCGGGAACCUGGAGAAACUGGUGGACUUCCACAGCCAGUACUUCCUCAAAGAGCUGGAGAGCUGCUGCAACCACCCGCUCCGAGUCAGCCACUGUUUCCUUCGCCACCAAGACCAGUUUGGACUGUACGCCUUGUACAGUAAGAACAAACCCAAAUCCGACGCACUGUUGGCCAGCCACGGGAACAGCUUCUUCAGGCAUAAGCAGCUGGAGCUGGGUGAUAAGAUGGACCUGGCGUCUUACCUGCUGAAGCCCAUUCAGAGGAUGAGUAAGUACGCUCUGCUGCUCAAAGACCUGAUAAAGGAGGUGAGCGAGGCCCAGGAGCAGGAGCUGAUGUACUUACGCGCCGCCGCUGAGAUGGUCAAAUUCCAACUGCGCCAUGGCAACGACCUCCUCGCCAUGGACGCCAUCAGAGACUGUGACGUGAAUCUGAAAGAACAGGGCCAGUUGGUGAGACAGGAUGAGUUCACUAUCUUCUACGGGAGGAAGAAAUGCCAGAGACACGUUUUCCUGUUUGAGGACCUCGUGCUCUUCAGCAAACCCAAACGCAUUGAAGGAGGCCUGGACGUCUACAUCUACAAGCACUCGUUUAAAACGGCUGAUGUGGGGAUGACGGAGACUUCAGGCGAUAGUGGUUUGCGGUUUGAGAUCUGGUUUAGGAGGAGAACAUCUAAGAACCAGACAUACAUCCUUCAGGCUGCAACGUCAGAGAUUAAGCUUGCCUGGACCUCCGACAUCGCCCGUAUCCUCUGGCAACAGGCCACGCGAAACAAAGAGAUCCGCAUGCAGGAGAUGGUCUCUAUGGGAAUAGGAAACAAGCCUUUUCUGGAUAUCAAACCCAGUGAUGCCGCUAUCAAUGACAGAGCUAUCGACUACAUCAUGAAGGGCAGAGGAGCCAGGACGCGGGCAUCUAUAGCAGUGUCUCUGUUUGACCACUCCAACCCUUUUAAGAGGGCAGCGGUGAACACGCCCGUCAGUGGCACCCCGGCGGCUUCGGGCCCAUCCUCGUCCACUCUCCUGGGGCCCCUGAACCUGCACAUGUACAGUAGCCAGAGCCUCCUGCCCGGGGACCGACCCUUCGUUAGUGCCUGUAUCGAAGAGGAUGAGCUGGAACACGAGACCAGCAGCCAGCCCUCUAUGACCACCGAGAGCUCAGGGUCGUCCUCUCACUGCCUGUCUGGCAGCGGCUCCAGCGGCUCAGACAGCGGCUGCGUUUCCAGUCACCUCCCCGAAGCCCUGUCUGAGGAGCCCAGCUCACCAUGCCACACCUCCUCCUCCUCCUGCUACUCCACCGUCGCCUCCCCCGUGGAGGACAAGCCUCGCUUCAACAGCCAAUACAUUUCAGCGAAAGCAGCUCAAGUCAUAGGCCCAUCCACUGUAGUGUGA